Messenger RNA from Diorhabda carinulata, 957 nucleotides. It is a transcript of the gene Fam92, whose product is annotated as CBY1-interacting BAR domain-containing protein 1. Gene Ontology annotation, cellular component: ciliary transition zone; ciliary basal body. The annotation marks the transcript as partial. NCBI's taxonomy places the organism in Eukaryota, Metazoa, Arthropoda, Insecta, Coleoptera, Chrysomelidae. The record is from RefSeq and is a predicted model, not a curated record. Gene Ontology annotation, biological process: cilium assembly. The transcript is spliced from 3 exons.
UAUUAUUCAUUUUUCAGUGAAACAGAAGCCAAAUUCAUUCAGAGUCGUAUUCACUCUGCGGAAAGAUAUUUAGCAGACUACUGUAAUAUAUUUUCUCAAUACUCCCGUAAAAUCGCUCGUUUGCGGGAUCAAGGAGAUGAAAUUGCUAAAAUUUCUCUAAAUAUUGCUGAGAAUGAAAACAUUAACAAAUCUAUGUCAGUUGGACUUGAAAAUUUUGCAGUUUGUAUGUCACAAAUUAGUGAUUUCGAAGAUAUGAGAGUUCAAACAUAUGAUUCUAAAAUAGUUAGUGAAUUUGCAAAGUAUGAAAGUAUUUGUAAACAAGCUAAAGAGGAAGUUAAAAAUAUUUAUAUAGCAAGGGAUAAAGAAGUUGCUAAAAAAAGGUAUUUGGAUAGAGCUAGGGAAAGAAAUCCAAAAAAUCGACAACAAAUUAUUCAAGCUGAAACUGAGCUAGUCAAAGCUACAGCUGAAGUAACGAAGUCUAUCCAUAAUUUAGAGAAUAAAACAAAUUCUUUCGAAAAGCAGAAAUUACACGAUAUAAAAUCAAUUCUUUUAGAUUUUAUUUCUACAGAAAUUGGAUAUCAUGCUAAAUGUUUAGAGACCUUAACUAAGGCUUUUGCAGAUAUACAGGAUAUAGAUGAAGAAGCAGAUUUAGAGGAAUUCAAAAAGUCACUUCGUCUUCCCCGUGCAUCUCAAGAUAAAAAUAUUGGAAAAUCUUCAUUAUUUAGAUCCACUGGAUCAUUGGGCUCCUUAGGAGCAAUUUUCUCAUCAACUUAUAAGAAAAAAACACCCGGUAUACCCAAUCCUAAAGAAAAACUAUCAAAAAGUGAAGAAACGUUAGAUUCCAUGAAACACUCAGUUUCAGAAUCAGAAGAGGAAUCUGAAACUGAUACUAUAGAGAAUAUAAGCAGUACUAGCGAAAACGAACAGUCAUCACCAAUUGCAAGAUGUAGAAAAUAA